UCUGGCCACAGCUUUAAGAACCCGCCCGCCUGCGCAUUUGCUGGAAGUGACUGGCUGCUGCAUCCAGCCAAGCUGUCUCUGUGGUUGUGACUUGCCAUCACCCAAAGAGACCAAGAUGUCCACUGACCUGUUGACACUGAACGGGAAAAAGGUCCCCACAGAAGCCUCAGACAAGCAUGUCAUCAACAUCAACAUCAACCAGGAGUCUUCGCUCUCCUACCUGUUCAAGGCUGUGGGGCAGCACUGGGGAAGAGAGGGGGCAGCCACUCAAAAGACCCUCCAGCCUUCUGCCUCUGCCCCCAACACCUCCGAUCCAUUCCGGCUCCAUUGCAAUGGGGAGCAGAAAGUUCUGGGGGGGGCCCAGAUCCUGCUUGGAAUCGUGUGCAUCAGCCUUGGGGUGGUGAUCGACAACGAACAUUUCUUCAGUGCAUAUAUACAGGCAGGAGCCCCUUACUGGAUGGGAGGCCUGUUUGUCCUAUCUGGGAUCUUGUCCGUAGUGAGUGAGAGACGUGGCAGCUACUGGGUGCAGGUGGCCACAUUCUUCAAUCUCGCCAGUGUCGUAGCCGGGAUUGUGGCUCUGACCAAAGGCAUUGCACAUAUACCGGACCUAAAUGGAACAUUCAGCUGGAGGAAGGACAUGUGCGAGAGAAGGCAUGAAUAUCCACCCUAUGUCACAACCAGGGACUAUGAACCUGACUGGAGAGAGUCGACCUGCAAGGAGACUUUAUGGAAUCUCAUGGGAGUCGCCUUUGCCGUUCGCAUCUUGCUGCUCAUUUUCUCAGCCGUUGCUCUCGCAAUCGCCUUCUUCUGCUUUGGCUAUGGCCUCCGCGUCAUGUGCCGCACCCUGAAGGCAAGAAGUCAGGCCUAUGUUUCUGUUGGGGACCUGGAGGUGCCCCCUCCUUAUCAGGAUCAGGUCUCUCCUGAGAUCAUAGCCUGAGCAGGGUGACGCUGGCCCUCGAGAAUGAAGGAACCAGCACCUGCCUGGGAUGCAUCCUGACGUGCCAAUUUUUUUCUGAAGGAAUGUCACACUAUGAUCAACUUCUGCUUCGCUUGAUUGAGCCCAAAUUUGGCCCCAGCACUUAUCUGGAACCUCCCUUGGAAAUAAUUGCUCUUGCUGAAAAUGUACCUAUUAAAGUGGCUGCUCUGGA
Messenger RNA from Rhineura floridana, 1148 nucleotides. RefSeq names its product membrane-spanning 4-domains subfamily A member 6C-like. Gene Ontology annotation, cellular component: membrane. The record is from RefSeq and is a predicted model, not a curated record. Lineage: Eukaryota; Metazoa; Chordata; Lepidosauria; Squamata; Rhineuridae. Bases 116 to 937 code for a protein of 273 amino acids. The transcript has 7 exons.